This is a messenger RNA of Melanaphis sacchari, 601 nucleotides long. RefSeq names its product histone H3. NCBI's taxonomy places the organism in Eukaryota, Metazoa, Arthropoda, Insecta, Hemiptera, Aphididae. The transcript has a single exon. The record is from RefSeq and is a predicted model, not a curated record. Bases 38 to 448 code for a protein of 136 amino acids. Gene Ontology annotation, cellular component: nucleosome. Gene Ontology annotation, molecular function: DNA binding; structural constituent of chromatin; protein heterodimerization activity.
UUGACGCUAAACCAACAGACCUUCAAACAAACGUACAAUGGCUCGUACCAAGCAAACAGCACGUAAAUCGACCGGAGGCAAGGCGCCGAGGAAACAGUUGGCUACCAAAGCCGCACGUAAGAGCGCACCCGCUACCGGAGGAGUGAAGAAACCCCAUCGUUAUCGUCCGGGAACUGUCGCUCUCCGUGAGAUCCGUCGUUACCAGAAGAGCACGGAACUGUUGAUCCGCAAACUGCCGUUCCAACGUCUGGUCCGUGAGAUCGCCCAGGACUUCAAGACCGAUUUGCGUUUCCAGAGUUCCGCCGUCAUGGCGUUGCAAGAGGCUAGCGAGGCGUAUUUGGUCGGUCUGUUCGAAGACACCAACUUGUGCGCUAUCCACGCCAAGCGUGUCACGAUUAUGCCAAAGGACAUCCAAUUGGCUCGUCGUAUUCGUGGUGAACGUGCUUAAAUUAAUAAACUUAUCACUUUUCUAAAACGGCCCUUUUCAGGGCCACCAACUUACAUAAACAUUAAAAUCCCACUUACACGAAAUCCUCAGCCCGGAACCAACCGCAACUCAAAAAUUAUUUAUUUUUCUAAAAAAAUCUACCUUAUUCAAAGA